ACAUACAUUGUAAAUUAUAAUCAAAUCAUUUUCUAAAAGUUGGUUGCUGGUGAUCUGAAUAAAACGGUUUAAAACAGCACAUAUGAGCAGCAAUAUGAUAGUUACUUUGCUUAUUGGAUGGAUGAUAAAUUCUGUUUUCGUAAGCGGAAUCGAUUUUCAAAUUCAAGUAAAUGAAAACCCAAAAAUCAACGAAAGUCGCCAGAAAGCUCUGGAAUGGCUUUUUUCUGUUCAAGACAGUAAUGGAAGUUGGGGUUCAGAAACACACCGUAUCCUCACUUCCAUUAUUUUAUCAGAUGAAACUUUUAGGAACGAAAAACAUUUAAAAUACUAUAAAGCAUUCGAAGAAUUGAAAACAAAACUUUCUUUUGCACUUUCUGAAAGAAUUACGUCUAUCUCUGCAGGACAGCUAGCAUUGUAUGCCAAUGCUCUAAUGACAAAUUGUUAUGAUCCUCAAAAUUUUAAUGGAGUCAAUAUAAUUAGUAAAAUGAUUGAAAAGAAGAAAAUAUCCAGCUAUGAAAUUGGUUUAGUAUCACUUUCAGCUUGUUUAGCCAAAAAGGAGCAUGAUGUGAUCCUAAUGGGUACUGAUUUCUUACAAAAAUUAAAUCCGUUAUUUGUUGAUGCAAGAGCAAUGAUUGUCAUGGCAUUAAUUUGUAUUAGAGAUAAGUAUAAAGAAAAUAAAAUGAAUAAAUAUAUUCAGGAGCAAUUGGAAUUACUUAAAGGUCUACAAACUUCUAAAGGAAAUUUUGGAAAUAUAUAUAGUUCGGCAUUAGUUAUUCAGGCGCUGACUGCUGCUAAAGAAAAGGAUGGCUGGUCAUAUGAAAAAGGUAUUAAUUAUGUCCUUUCGGAACAGAAGCAUGAUGGUUCGUUUGGUGAUCUUCUUGCUACAUAUUUUGUACUACCUGUGUUAAAUGGACGUAGUUUCGUGGAUAUUGGUAACGUUGGAUGUGAGAAAUUAAAAGUUACAGAUUAUUCAAAAAAUCCUAUAAAUCAAAAGGUAGAGCUUAUUACUGAAAAUUCAACAGGCCCACUGAUUCCACACUUAACUGAAUAUAAUUUAAAACAAAUUUCUCAAUUUCACAAGAAUCUUAUCAAUGUUGUUUUUUCUAUUUGGAGUGAAAGGAGUGGAAAAAAGUCUUGUUUCACUUUUCGUUCCAAAAAAUUUACCGUGCCUGAAAAUUCGUCAUUUUUAGAAGUUAUGAAAGUAGCUCAGAAAGAAGACAAGAGAUACAGUUUUAAAGCAAAGAAAUAUUCGUGGGGGUCAUUCAUAGAAGAAAUCGAUGGAAUCCAUAAUGAUAACGAUAAUCACUAUUAUUGGAUGUUAUAUAAAAUUAACGAGACAGGAGAUUUAGUCUUGACGUCAGAGGGGGCAGAUAAAGAACGGCCGAAAAAUAAUGAUCAUUACAUUUUUAAAUACUGUCUCGGUAUUUGCAGUUUGUGUUAAAAGAAGUGUUUCUCUAAAAAAUUAUUCAGUAUUGAAAAGAGAGUGUACAAUUUAAUUCAGUACCAUUUACUACACAUAGCAUAAUUUUUAAUAUUAAUUUUAAUAUUAAUGAACAAAUGUUCUCAAUUUAUAUUUGUAAUUAUGAAAUUAACUGUACACGUUUCAAUAAUUAA
Centruroides sculpturatus (bark scorpion) is the source of this 1614-nucleotide messenger RNA. RefSeq lists its product as uncharacterized. Lineage: Eukaryota; Metazoa; Arthropoda; Arachnida; Scorpiones; Buthidae. The record is from RefSeq and is a predicted model, not a curated record. Gene Ontology annotation, biological process: cobalamin transport. The transcript is spliced from 8 exons. Bases 83 to 1441 code for a protein of 452 amino acids. Gene Ontology annotation, molecular function: cobalamin binding.